AAAGGCGCUCGUCGAGGUCCAGAAUCUCGUCGAUACCAUCCAACUCCGGCCAAUCAGCAAUACAGUGGGAUACCUCGCCGACAUACCAGCGCGAUUUGCUUCCUUGCCGUACCUCCAACGACACCUGGACGCGAUGGCCGAGCUGCCGGCGACGGUGCUUCGCGUGUCGCCUCACGCAAUGGACCCAGAAUUGGCGCUGCACCUCUGCGUCGUCGAAGGCAGCAUCGCGAUCAUCGAGCUCUGGCUUCGACACGAGCCAGCGCUCGUCACAUCGGGCACGCUCGAGCUCGCGGCGGCGUCGUCCCAAGGCCUUAUUUUGCGACUGCUGCUGGAGCGCUUUCCCGAGCUUGCGACGCCAACGAUGAUGGACCUCGUGGCCAUGUCGGGCGACCUCUCACUCUUGCGGUGGCUGCACGACGCCGGCGUCUCGUGUACGACAGCUGCGAUGGACGGUGCAGCCAUGAACGGGCACUUGGACGUCGUCGUCUUUCUCUACGAAGCGAGAACCGAAGGCUGCACGAUCGUGGCAGCGACAGCAGCGGUCGUCCAUGGUCAUGCCGACAUUGUUCGUUUUCUCCUCAGCCAUUGCAAGGAAGGCAUCGAGCCCACGCUCAGCUUCAUGUCGCCGGACCGCAACCAUAAAACACAGAGUGUUCCAGGCACAAAGUACAUGUACAUCGAGGCCAUCGACUUGGCGGCUGCGACAGCGACCUUAUGUAAAGUCGACCUAUCGCCUGUUAUCCGACGCCUCGGACUGCCGGCGCUGCAGCACUUUUACACCAAAGGCUACCUCAAGAUGACACCGUUGACGCUCGAGCUGGCUGUCACGUUGCAAGACCAUGCGAUGCUCACGUACAUUCUCGCUAUAUUGUGUGACGAACACGCGUCCUGUCGAGCAAACAAUGCCGGCGAGUGGUGUCCGCUGGACGACGACGACGCCUACGACGACACAUACGACGACGGUGACGCACUCGAUGACGGUGACGGCUACGAUGAGUAUGGCGAUUGCUACGAGGACCCAAUUCGCUGGGACGACUGCACCACCACGGACUCGGCGGCGUCCCUGGGCAAUCUUGCCGCGAUCCAGCUGCUCCACGCCAGUCGGCUUCGGUGCGCCACGGAGCGUACGAUGAUGUACGCGGCCUGCAACGGUCAUUUGCACGUGCUUCAAUGGCUCCAUGCACACCGAACGGACGGCUGUUCGGGCGACGCGGUGGUCCUGGCCGCGGUGCGUGGCCACACGGACGUCGUCUCUUGGCUCGUGGAUGUCUACGGCCUGCCGCCGACCAACGCCGCACUCGCGUCCGCGGCGGCCACUGGCAACCUGCCGCUCGUACAGUACCUCAUGCAAAAGCUGCCCAACGCUGCCGCCUCUGACCGCGUCGGCCACGGAUGCUGUUGCUACGCGAGUGUGCCGUCGGUGCAUGGCUGUAGCAGCAACUUUAAGGGCGAGUACUUUGACGGCCGUCCAACCGACUGGGCCAUUCGGCAUGGUCACCUCGAGGUGCUGCAGUGUCUCGUUGCACAUGGCUGCAUGGUGUCGUCGGUGGCCAUGCACGACGCUGUCCGGUAUGGUCGCGUUCACAUCGUGGUUUACCUCCGCGACGUCUUUGGCCAGCGCUGCUCGACCUUUAACGCACUGUUGAUGGCCGUGCGCCAUCUCUCGAUCGACGUGGCCCAUGGUCUUUUUAGCCAAAAAAGAUGGGCGACCACUGACGAUCCCGGUGACCGCGCCAUCGACGUGCGCAUUCUCUCCGUGCAUGCGGCCCGACGCGGCGAUGUGGCGAUGCUGGACCUUGUGACCAAGGUCUUGGCCCUCGACUCUCAACUCGAUCUACCGCGACGGGUGCAAGAACUCAUGCUGGUGCGUGCGGCCGCCCAUGGUCACCUCGAGAUGCUACGGUAUCUGGUGCAGACCCACGGCUUUGCAUGGACAAGUGCCGUUGAGAGCGCGGCGCAAGAAGGGCGCCGAAAGCGCGUGCUUGGGUUUUUGGCGACGCUAGGACCAGCGGUGCCGUCGGCGCACGCGAUCGGGGACGUGACCCUCAAGUACGAGGUGUACGAUGACUCCCGUCUGCGGGACGGGGUCGACGAGGAAACGUGGACGUAA
Saprolegnia parasitica CBS 223.65 is the source of this 2110-nucleotide messenger RNA. RefSeq lists its product as hypothetical. The coding region runs from base 134 to 2110 and encodes 658 amino acids. Gene Ontology annotation, molecular function: protein binding. The record is from RefSeq and is a predicted model, not a curated record. The transcript has a single exon. NCBI's taxonomy places the organism in Eukaryota, Oomycota, Saprolegniomycetes, Saprolegniales, Saprolegniaceae.